Molecule: messenger RNA, 8622 nt
Organism: Pangasianodon hypophthalmus (striped catfish)
Lineage: Eukaryota; Metazoa; Chordata; Actinopteri; Siluriformes; Pangasiidae
Gene: dpy19l3
Product: dpy-19 like C-mannosyltransferase 3
Exons: 17
Coding region: 1889-4108 (739 amino acids)
Cellular component (GO): nuclear inner membrane
Molecular function (GO): mannosyltransferase activity
Source: RefSeq, a predicted model, not a curated record
UUCAGAAUCAGGUAUACAAAUAUGUAGAAACACUGAGCAAAAUAGAGUGCAGCGCAAAGCUGUCAUACAGCGCUCAUGCUAACACAGCAUGCACCAUGCAUCAUCUCACAGUUAAGCAGUUAAACAUUUUUACUGCUUCUUUUAAUAGUUUUACACUACAGCUCAUUGCUAAAACGUUGGCCAAUGACAUGGUGACUUGUUCAAAAACUAUCAGUUGAGAGGAUAAUAACUAUGGCUACACAGUCGGCCUUUCUUUUCUAAUUCAUAUUCAUUACUUGCUAGUCUGUAUUAACACACAUAACUAGCUAACUAGCUCAACACUCAGUAUUACAUUAUGCUAGUUACAACAUUUUAGCCUAGUCAAUUAUGUUUCCGGGCAGCUCGUUGGAGCUUCUACUUUCCCUAUGGGUUAGCUAAUGAAUUUAUCAUUUGUCCACCCCUAUAUACGUGUAACCUUGUGCCAUUUUUUUUUUUUUUAAAUUAGGAGAGUGCAAACAAGACUUUCUGAUAUAUUCCCUGUCACGAUUUUUUUUGUGUCUAUAAACAGUUUAUUCUUUUUUUUUCUUGAAUUACAGGAAGCAUACAAGAAAAGUUUUGUAUUAGUUUUUGAUAAAUGAUGACAUAACAGUUCUUGGUGGUGUAUUACUGGCCCUGCUGUACAUAUAGUUAAUCUGUAUUUUUUUUUCUCCUCUGCCUGGUGAAUGCAGUAGAUGCAGCAUGUGCUGGUCCGCUCAUAAAAAGGUCGCGUUGGGGUUUAAAUCAAGUCUGGCCGCGACUGUAAUGGAAAGAACAAGAGUGAUGCAAACGUGUGCUGUGUAGUAUUUUAAGACUCGGUUAUGACUCAUUCUCCGCUGUCAUCUGUUCUCUCGCUCGAUAAACGUGGGCUGCUUCACUUUGCUUUGAAGGAAGAAAUGACCGGAGCUUUUAUUCCCAGCAUGUUUCUUGUUUUUCUCCUAUGGUUAAAUGCCUCCUGGAGUGCGUCAGGGCUCAUGAGAGUGCGAGCGCUUUAUUUGCAGUGAAAAUUCUCGAUGCUGGAAAUCCAUUUCCCUUGGUCUUUGAGAGAGCAGACUGAGGAAGCAGGCUCAUCAAAGGUGUCUGAGUUGUAUUUGGAGAAAGUAAAUACAGUGCAAACAGUUGCACAUGGUUCAUUUAUUGUGUUCUAUCAAGGUACAUGUACAAGUCUGGAUCAGAAUGAGUCAGGCGAAGUUACUUUGGGUUAAGCCAAGGUUACCUUAAUGUGAACCAGAUAUCUUGGUAACCUAUGAACCCAGGGCUUGUACUUUCUGGAUUUGGGCCAUAUAUUUUUGAUGUGUAGACAUUGUGCUAAAAUGUUCUGAUAUCGGCUUGGUAUCUCCUCUGGGAUACCGGUGUGUGAGACAUGAAGCAGCUGCAGCCAGGACUCUCUUGAAUUCGCAGUGUGUGAAGUCAUGCCCAUGACAGUUAUAUCACCGUGUGGACGCCAUUUCAGACCGGAGCUGAAGUUUUAGAUCGUUUAAAAAGCUCGGACAAAUGCUUUUAACAUUUUCCAAGUGAUGUUCCAAGUCUUCAGCUUUCUUUUUCCAUUUUUCCCUCAAACACCAAAAGGUCACCAGUUGUGCUGCUCAAAUACCUUCCUUCCUAUCUCAGCUGUCUUGUCUGGUCGUGGAACGGUCAGUUCUUUUGGCCGACUGUUGGUUUGUGUGACUACAAAUGUCUCCCGAAUUUUUACUGAUCUCAUAAAAUAUCUUGUAAAAUUUGGAUCUUUUUACACGAGUAACGAGCUAGUAGCACUGUUUGAGCCAGCUCCUCCUUCAAGACUCGGAAAGCACAGACUGGAUUCAUUCACUGAAUUGUACACUGAUCAUCAGUGGAAGACAAAAAAGAUCUCAGAAAGGCAGAGAAAGCAGCAAUGGAGGCAAGACGCAGAGGCAAGAGCAUGCAAGAGAACAUUCUGGACAGCAUCUAUUUGGAUAGCUCUGGGACAAAAGCACACACAGGGGUCUUGAAAACGAGGCAGUGGGUGGACAAAAGUUGCUGGAGCACUUCUUGGAUGAGACAUAAUAACUUGCGCUGUUGGCAGACUGUUGGCAUGGUGACUGGUUUAACAUUGGCAGGGGUGAUUGGACUCUUCCAUGCUUGGUAUGUUUAUUCCAUCCAUGAAAACCUGCUCUGGUUUUCACAGCUGGAGGAAGUGGAGCGUGAAAUCUCCUUUCGGACAGAAUGUGGCCUCUACUACUCCUACUACAAACAGAUGCUGAGCGCCUCAUCUAUACAGGAAGGUCUAUCUGAGCUCAUAAAUGACAACAAGACAGAGUCUAUGAGGACUAUUAAUAUUCUGCAGCGUAUGAACAUCUAUCAGGAGGUGUUGCUGAGUAUACUCUACAGGAUUCUACCCAUUCAGUCCUACCUCGAGCCAGUGUACUUCUACAUCUACACUGUGUUUGCUCUACAAGCAGUGUAUGUACUCGCUCUCUUCCUCACCACUUGGAUGCUCAGUGAUUCAUGGCUGGCUGGGACUCUCGCUGGAGUCUGGUACAUCCUCAACAGAGUAGACACAACACGUGUGGAGUUCACCAUCUCUCUGAGAGAGAACUGGUCUCUGCCGUUUUUUGCGCUACAGGUCGCUGCCAUCACCUGCUACCUGCGUCCUCAGCUCCGGCUGCAGCACCAGAGGGUGGUGCUUUGGCUGGUGUUUGUCUGCACGCUUUGUUUCUGUCUCACAUGGCAGUUUAAUCAGUUCAUCCUACUGGUGCAGGCCUUCCUCAUCUUCACUCUUGAUUCACUGGACUUUCUCACAACCGAGCAGGCGACGUCUCUGUACCUGGUACAAGUCGUGAGUCUGCUGUGUGUGUGGCUGCUGCACUUCUGUAACUCCAUGUUGCUGGGCUCACUGGUGCUCAGCUUCAUCGUGGCUGUGCUCUUCAUCAAACACUUCCAGACGGGACUGAAGACGGGAGGCUUUGUCAUGCGUGUAGGAAAGCUGGCUCUUCAUGUAGUCCUGGUGCUCGCAUUAACUCUCAUCAUCAAUUAUUCAGCCAAGCGAGUCCUGCAGCUGAGAUCGGACGAGCACAUCUUCAAGUUCAUAAAGGCUAAGUUUGGCUUGGGGGCUACAAGAGAUUUUGAUGCCAGUCUGUAUCUGUGUGAGGAGGCGUUUGGCUUGUUGCCGUUGGACACAUUUGAUCGUUUAGCUGCUACUCUGCUGCUGUACCCUUACCUCUGUACGCUCUCAGUACUCGUCAUCGUGCUGGCGCUUGCCGCUCUCACCAACCUAAGAGAGUUUGGAGCUGGAAGAACGUCUGGAGUCCCAGAGGAGACGGCAUUCAGCAUGCGUCCAGACGUUGCCUACAACCUCCUACACACGAUCUUCUUUGGCCUGCUGGCUUUCUCUACCAUGAGGAUGAAGUAUCUGUGGACCGGUCACAUGUGCGCCUUUGCUGCCUUUGGCGUGUGCAGUAAGGAGAUGUGGACGUUGUGCCUGCGAGUGAUCCAUUGCAACACUGAAGGAAAGCUAAAGUUGAUCAGGUACUCCGUUCCGGCCGUGCUGCUGGCAUUCCUUUAUUACAAGUUCUGGCCCAAACUGACAGAAGAACUUUCAGAGCUGAGAGAAUUUUAUGACCCGGACACUGUGGAGCUGAUGACAUGGAUUAGCUCCAAGACCCCCAAGAGUGCGGUGUUUGCAGGCAGUAUGCAGCUUCUGGCUGGAAUAAAGCUGUGCACAGGCCGAGUGCUGACCAACCACCCGCACUACGAGGACCAAGCACUGCGGGAAAGGACCAGGCAGGUGUAUCAGAUCUACGCACGUCAGUCUGCUGAAGAGGUGCACAGGCUCCUGCGGGCUGUAGGAGCAGACUACGUGGUGUUAGAGGACAGCAUUUGCUACGAGCGUCGUCACAGCCGUGGCUGUAGGCUGAGGGACCUGCUCGACCUGGCCAAUGGACAUAUCAUGGACGGACCUGGAGAGAACGACCCUGACCUGGUUCCAGCCUCUCACCCACGGUUUUGCCAAGCAGUAAAGACCGGUGAUCCACCCUACUCCACCCUCUUCACCCGUGUCUUUCACAAUAAAACUUUUAACGUCUACAAGCUAAAGAAAUCAAAGAAGAAAGGCAAAAAGGAUGGGGGUGCGUAGAUGAAGGACAGCACCUCCUCCAAAUCAGCCACCUGCCUCGCUGCUGCCUGUGAGGAAUGUUUAGUGAGUGACUGAUCACAGUAGGAGUGUGUGUGUGUGUGUGUGUGUGUGUGUGUGUGUGUGUGGACAGAUACCUGAUUAAUCUUGUGCAGGCAGAUGAUGUGGGGUAUGUAUGAGACUCUAAAGCAACAGGAGCUCAUGUUUAAAGAACAGCAAGAGAGAUAGAUAGUGAGUGAACAUGAGAUGAAAAAACAUUUUUUUCUUUCCCUUGCCGUCUGUUUUUUGUCUUUCCUUCAUCCUCAUUCCCUCGACAUGAGCUUAUGCAUUAAACAUGUUUACACAUAUGUUCUUAAGACAUAGUUAUUGAAAAGAAGCAUGUUACACUAUGUCCUUCUGUUUCCUCUACGCAUUUCUUCCAUUUCUCACGUACUGAAUGAGAUGUGUGGAAAAAAAAUGUGCCAUGGGUUUCAAAAAAAAAAAAAAAGAGAGAAAGAAACUCCAUGUGAUACUCAGAGAAUCUGUCUGAACUGUUGGGAUAAUUGUUGUCUUUACACUGUAGCUGGAGUCAUAGCUCACUGUCAGAGCACGUUUCCAUGCACAUGUCCACGAGCGUACGUCUGCUGCUCUCCCGAUCUUCUAACAGUGACUAAUAAGAGGCAGACUUGGUCACGGGUGCAGCACAAGUGCCAUAAAUUCUCACUGUAAUGCCUAACGGCUCUAGCACUGUGAAUAUCAUUGCUUUUUUGUUCCGUUUAAUUAGCUGGAGUGUAAUUUAGUGCUUGGCACAUUGCCAUGAGCGAUGGCAGAAGAACAAUGAAUUUGAAAUUUUUAAAAAUGUACAGUCUAUUGUGUAAGGCUCAGAUUAUAACUGGAUUAACAAAUGCUGGUAGAUUUAGUAUGAAUAUACCGCUUUCACUUGCAUAGACACACCUGAAGUGUGAAAUGGCUACAAACAUUUAUAUAUAAAUUAUAUAUAUAUAUAUAUAUAUAUAUAUAUAGUUUUUGUUUUUGUGAUUUUGCCUUUAUGCACCACCACUAUGGAUUUGAAAUAAAACAAUCAAGAUGUGAUCGUGUAGAGUGUAAAGAGUAGACUUUCAGCUUUAUUCUAAGAGGUUCCACAAAAAUAUGGCAUUUACCAUUUAGGAAUUACAGCCAUUUUCAACAAAGUACCUCCAUUUUCAGGGGUUCAAGGGUAUUUGGACAAAGUGACAUCAUUGUAAAUAUAUCCAUAAUUUUAAUACUUGGAUGAAAAUCAUUUGUAGUCAGUGACUGCCUGAAGUCUGGAGCCCAUGUUCUCAAAACUCAAAUGCUGAGUUUCCUCCCUGGAGAUGCUUUGCCAGGCCUUCACUGCAGCCACCUUCUGUUGCUGCUUGUUUGUGGGUCUUUCUGCCUUCAGUCUUGUCUUCAGUAAGUGAAAAGCAUGCUCUGUUGGGUUGAGAUCAGGGGACUGACUUGGCCAUUGAAGAAUAUUCCAUUUCUUUGCCUUCAAAAAGUCUUGAGUUGCUUUCGAAGUAUGUUUAGGGUCAUUAUCCACCUGAACUGUGAAGCGGCGUCGUAUCGGUUUUGAAGCAUUUGGCUGAAUGUGAGCAGAGAGUAUAGCCCUAUUCACCUCAGAAUUCAUCUUGCUACUUCUGUCAGCAGUCACAUCAUCAAUAAACACCAGCGAGCCCGUUCCAUUGGCAGCCAUACAUGCCCAUGCCAUAACACUGCCUCCACCAUGUUUGACACAUGAUGUGGUAUACUUUGGAUCAUGAGCUGUUCCUUUCUUUCACCAUACUUUUCUCUUCCCAUCAUUCCAGUACAAGUUAAUCUUGGUUUCAUCAGUCCAAAGAAUCUUAUUCCAGAACAUGGGAGGCUUUUUUAAAUGUUUCUGGCAAAGUCUAAUCUGGCUUUCCUGUUCUUGAAUGUUACCAGUGGUUUGCACCUUAUUGUAAACUCUCUGUAUUUGCAUUCAUGAAGGCGUCUCUUGAUUGUAGAUUUUGACAAUGAUACGCCUACCUUCUCCAGAGUAUUCUUGACUUCUGUUGAUGUUGUGAAGGGGUUUUUCUUCACCAAGGAAAGGGUUCUGCAAUCAUCCACUUUAGUUGUCUUCCGUGGUCUUCCAGGCCUUUAGCCACAACUAAGGUUUUUGCUGUCUCUCUUAUAGAUUUAUGUUGUUUUUUCAGCCUAAUGAUGGCCUCCUUCACUUGCAUUGAGAUCUCCUUGGACUUCAUAUUAGUAGCUCCAGUCGAACAGCUGCCAAAUGCCAACUCAGUACCUGAUAUCAACUCCAGACCUUUCAUCUGCUUCAUUUGUCUUGAAGUAAUGAGGGAAUGGACCGCACCUGGUCAAUUAACUUCUUGUCAGUCAAUUGUCCAAAUACCUUUGAGCCCCUGAAAAUGGAAGUACAUUGCUUAAAAUGGCUGUAAUUCCUAAAUAUUUGCCAUAUAUUUGUGGAACCUCAUAAAAUAAAGCUGAAAGUCUACACUUCGAUCACAUCUUGAUUGUUUUAUUUCAAAUCCAUUGUGGUGGUGUAUAAAGGCAAAAUCACAAAAACUCUGUCAUUAUCCAAAUACUUCCCGACCUAACUGUAUAUUGCAAGUAACGAAUCCAAGCUAAUGGUGUUCCUUAGUCUUUUUUGUUCCAUUAAGUCUGUUAAGUUUUUUAUGAAUUGGAUAUUUGCAAACGUUUUUCCAGUCAGCCCAGUGCAGCAGACAUGCAACCAAACUCUAAGCACAAUUCAGAGCAAUUUGGUUUUAAUGUAUUUCUCGGGCUAUUUCAGGCCCAGGGUGCUACUGAAAUACAUGUGUUAUGGAUUGCACCAUCAUGCCCUAAAUCCAUUCUUUGAUGUUCUCCACAACGUCUACAAUAGAAAUCCUCAAAAGACAUUCAGUAGUAUACAUUCAUACAUACACCUGCUUGGUCAUUUCAUAAAGAGAACCUCAGUUCAUGCUGAGUGAAAUCAACAGGCAGAAAUAAAGCUCUGUGUUAUGAUAGAGUUAAGGUACGAGAGCCCUGUGUUUUAUUACAGUACUCAUGGCACUGAUUACGAUGGAACAUUCCAAUUUAACGCUCUGAGGCCCUGAUUUACUAAAGGUGUGAGUGUGUCAAAAUGUGCAAGUUGAUUUAAUAACAGCCUCUGCAGAGGAUUGUGUUCUUUGAAUUAGCAAAAUAACGUUCAUUUUAUGUGUUUGCCCUAACAAAAUAUACAGUUUGUGGCAUAUUUUACCUAGAAGUGCAAAAUACAGGGUGUCUUGGCAAAUGGAUUUAUUUUCGUAACCUGAAAGUCACCUUGGGGAUGAUGAUUGCAUAGGCAAAUUAAUACAGCCAAAGGGCAGCAGUUAAAUUUGUGAAAGGCAAAAUAAAACCAGUUAGGAAGCCUUGAUAUGGGGAAUGUUUAUUGAAAUUUUAGUAUAGUAUCUCAAAAUAAUUGGAUUUCUCAGAAUCAUAUCUUAAUAGUACUAUGGUGAGUUUGAACUAGAUAUCCGCCAUUUAUUUGUGAAAAGAUUUUUAUUCACAUAUACAUCAUAGAACACAGCGUCACAUCUAUGUUUUAUUUUGUGUUCACAUUGUAUUUUGAACAGUUUUCACCUCCUGAAUUUAAUGUUGCUCUUCUUUUGGCUGCUCCCGUUAUGGGUCGCCACAGUGGAUCAUUGGUCCGCAUAUUUGAUUUGGCACAGUUUUUACGCUGGAUGCCCUUCUGACGCAACCCUCCCCAAUUUUAUCUGAGCUUGGGACCGGCACUGGGAGUGCACUGUCGUGUGUGUCUGUCUCAGUGGCUGGGGUUGGUUCCCUGGCUGGCAAUCGAACACGGGCCACGGUGGUGAGAGCACGGAGGCCUAACCUUUAAUCUGUAUUUAAUGUGAUGCAUAAUUACGCACAAGGGUGAACAAAUCACUAGGGAUAAGCAGACUUUGUGUCCAGGCUAAUUUAAAAAAAAAAAAAAAAAACACGUAGCACUGUGCAAGUAUAAUAUACAGUUGUGGAGUUGUGGAAAUAAAGAUGCUAUCCAGACUCAAAUAAUAUCUUAUACAUGUGAUGUGAGGACAGAACAGCACAGCUCAUAGCCAACGACCAACAACAUCGCACAUACAAUGUGCUACUUGAUUGUAUAAUUACUCAUUUCCCUAAGUGUGUAUUAAUGCACUGUUCUAGCUAACUUGCUCACCAUACAUUAUUAUGUUUUUUAUUACCUAUUUGAUUAGGCUAUAGAUUUCUGGUCAACCAAAAUAUGGGACUGGGCAUUCCACUUUCUCAGUAGGUUAGCUAUUUGUGAUUUUAGCACCUUUUUUUUGUAUUUAGGCUGGUAGUAAAUCAGGACCUUAGUUGUAUAUCUGAGAUCAUUAUUUCACACUUGUGAGGAUGGCAAAGGGAUUAUAUUUGUUUUGGAUCUUUGGGCAUUGUUCAGUGAAGGUGCUAAAUUGCACUAGCUUGAUCUUGUGGUGUUUUGAGUGUAUGAGUAAUUGUACCAGGUCAUCAUUUAAAUGGUUAUGUUUACUUUUUGUGUUUUCGAAUAAAAAGAUUCGUUCAUUGAA